CAUCUCCCUUUCUGUGGUCUUAGAUAUAGGCUUCCUUCUCUCUAUCAUCUCCAAGGAAGGAAGGAAGAAGGGAAGAAAGCAUGGAUUCCGUGGAAGUCCCUCAAUACUUCACCUGUCCUAUAUCGCUUCAGAUCAUGAAGGACCCCGUCACCACCAUCACCGGCAUGACGUACGACCGCGAGAGCAUCGAGCGGUGGCUCCUCGUCGAUGACCAUCCGAUGUGCCCGGUGACGAAGCAGCCACUACCGAGAGACUCCGACCUCACACCCAACCACACCCUUCGCCGACUCAUCCAGGCCUGGUGCGUCGUCAAUGCCUCCCGUGGGGUGGAGCGGAUUCCCACGCCGAGAGCCCCGGUCGACGGACCCGGCAUCCGCAAGCUCGUCCACGGCCUCUCCGCCCCUCGGCUGCAGCUCGACUCCCUGAAUCUGAUCGCUGCGCUUGCUCGUGAGAACGAGAGCAACCGCCGGUGCAUGCUGCAGUAUGGCGUCGCCGGUGCGAUGGUGGACGUGAUCAAUACAUGCACCGAGCGGAAACAGAUGGAUCGGAUCGACGUAGCUCUCGGUGUCCUCGACUCCCUACGAGCAUCUCCUGAUGACUUGAAACCCAUUGUCGACGGCGAUCGCCGCAUCAUCGACUCGAUGACAUGGAUCCUGCAUCAUGGAGCGGGCGACGACCGCGACGUUAGAUCGACGGCAACUGUGGUCUUGAAGUCCGUGAUCGAGGCUGCAGAUUCGAGAGUGUUAGAGCAACUGACUCCCGAUUUCUUCCAAGCUGUGUUAUCCCUCGUCCGCGAUCGGAUCUCGCAGCGAGGAACCAAAGCCGCGCUGCAGGUCCUGCUACAUGCUGCCGCAUGGGGAAGGAAUCGGAUCAAGAUAGUAGAGGCCGGCGGAGUGAAGGAGAUCGUGGAGCUUGAGCUGACGGCGCCGGACAAGAGGACGACGGAGAUCAACCUGGGGUUGCUGAAUCAACUGUGCACAACCGCAGACGGAAGGGCUGAGCUCGUGGGCCAUGCCGCCGGCAUCGCGACUGUCUCGAAGAGGAUCCUCCGUGUCUCGUCGCUGGCGGACGAUCAAGGGGUCAGGAUUCUGUGGUCGCUGUGCAGGUACUCCGCCACCACCGAGGUGCUGCAGGAGAUGAUGAGUCUGGGGGCUGUCUCCAAGCUGUGCUUAGUUCUCCAAGCAAACUGCCCAGACUCCGUGAAGGAGAAGGCGAGGUUGGUUCUUAGGUUGCACUCUGGGGUGUGGAAGGACUCUCCUUGCCUCCAUUCCUAUUUGUUGUCAAGAUAUACUUGAUUGGCAUCAGCAUUUCUGCUCUUAAUGUCUUCUUUGGAUGUGAAUCUACCCAAACAAAUGUAUAUUACUGUCAUAUAUACGCCAUUCAAUAUCAAUACACUCUUUCACAUCUUUCU
Musa acuminata AAA Group (dessert banana) is the source of this 1411-nucleotide messenger RNA. RefSeq names its product E3 ubiquitin-protein ligase PUB23-like. The coding region runs from base 81 to 1295 and encodes 404 amino acids. Gene Ontology annotation, molecular function: ubiquitin protein ligase activity. NCBI's taxonomy places the organism in Eukaryota, Viridiplantae, Streptophyta, Magnoliopsida, Zingiberales, Musaceae. Gene Ontology annotation, biological process: protein ubiquitination. The transcript has a single exon. The record is from RefSeq and is a predicted model, not a curated record.